AUCGGACGCACGGCACGGAACGGAAAAAUAUACUCCCAAUGAGAUUAAAUAGAGCAGCGCACAUAUGUGCGGACGGUAGGCACGGAAUUUUAAAAAUCCCGCGAGAAUUUUCCAAGUUGAAUUAAAAUCCGGCCGAUGCGUUCCGUGCGUGCCGAUACCGACGUAUGUGCGAUGCAGAUCCGAGAUUACCGCGGCAUCGUCGUUAUUAGGCAAGUCUUUGCUCGCAAAUCAUUAGUUAGCACUGUCUAUAAUAAUAGUGAGCUUUUACGAAAAUUUAAUUCUGCAUGUUCAAGUUAUAAAGAACUCUACGAUUUAAGUGAUAGGUAUUAUAGUAACCAUCACAGAAAGGACGAAAUUUGGAGAGAAAUAGCAAAGAAAGUUGGAGAAAUAAGUGACGUCUGUAAAGAAACAUGGAGAAAACUACGGGAUAAUUAUAGGAAGGCGAAACAGUUGAGGAACACUAAAAGUGGUCAAAGUGCAAAAAAGAUUAAACCAAAAAAAAUCGAAAAAGAAUUGGCAUUUUUAAACCCCCAUUUGCAACAACCACAAGAAUUGCAAACAAGUAAUUUGUUGGUAUCUAGUUCAGGUGACGACUCUGAUGCUGAUGGUUCUAGCCAGCAAUUGACGGAAGGUUUUUCUGAACCCCCAACCCCGGAUUCAGCGAAAAGCAUUGCAAGUACCUCCACGUGUCAUCUAAGCAGGUCGAAACGAAAACGGGAACAUGUACAGCAUUCUCCAAUGCAGGAAUACCUGCAAUUCAAGCGUGAGCAGCAGGUAUCGUCGCAGACAAACGCACAUCCCCUGGAUGUAUUUUUUUCUUCAAUGGCGGCGACAGUAAAAACGUUUCCAGCACCAACACAACUAAACAUUAAACGACAGGUCUUUCAACUUGUAACAGACGCUGAAGCAACAUUAACACCACCAGAAAAUGCCAUCCCAUUAUGCCGUCCAGACUAAAACUUCCGCAUUAUCACUUCAUCCAAAUAAUGUCAUCUUUACCCCUCCAGAACCUUCCGAAUAUGCUGGCCAAAUUACAAAUGAAAAUCAAUUGUUAAAUCUUGAUGAUUACCGAACAUCGACACAGAGCUACUACCACACUACCUCACAGAAUUUUUCAAAAUAAAUUUUGGAGACAAUUUAGUUUUUAGUUUUGUGUGUUUCUGUUUCGUAGUUAUAUAAAAAAUGCUAAUAUUUUUCUAGUUACAUACUUUUGUUACAUGUUAAGAGAAAUAAUUUUAAGUUUUGUGAGUUCCUGUAUGUUCUGUCCAUUACUUUUCAAAUAAAAAUAUAUUCAUAUACAAGGCAUUUCUGCUGAAAGCGG
Messenger RNA from Anthonomus grandis grandis, 1321 nucleotides. RefSeq lists its product as uncharacterized. Gene Ontology annotation, biological process: regulation of transcription by RNA polymerase II. The coding region runs from base 136 to 957 and encodes 273 amino acids. Gene Ontology annotation, cellular component: nucleus; transcription regulator complex. Lineage: Eukaryota; Metazoa; Arthropoda; Insecta; Coleoptera; Curculionidae. The transcript is spliced from 2 exons. The record is from RefSeq and is a predicted model, not a curated record.